Messenger RNA from Caenorhabditis sp. 36 PRJEB53466, 3927 nucleotides. The record is from the annotation of a GenBank genome assembly. Lineage: Eukaryota; Metazoa; Nematoda; Chromadorea; Rhabditida; Rhabditidae.
AUGAAUGUCCGUCAGAAUGAGUUGAGAUUGGUGAGUUUUGAAUAUUUGAAAAAAACAUUUGCAUUUUUCUAACUUUUUUUACAGACGGUGGAGAUCCGGCAAGUGACGGACGCGGUGGAAUGCGUCUUCCACAGUCUCCUCCUCCAUCGGACCCUCGGCAGAGUCAGUUUCUUUUCAUUCGAAUAGUUUUCGCAUUGUUCCAGACCUCCCAGAGUGCUUAAAAAUGUUUUUUUAAGUAUUUGCAAAGCUGGAAACGGUGGUCUGAAAUUUCCUGGAAUUCAUCAAAACAUUUCCGUUUAAUCCUGAUCCCAUGUUCUCAAUUUCUUUUUUACUAUAAUGUCUUAAUGUUUUUUGAAAAGCUUGAAAAUUUUCAGUCACAUCCACAUCACUUUUUCUGAAAGUUUUGAAAAUUUCAAUGUUUAAGUCUCGCUUUCUCGAAAAUCGCAUUAGAAAAGCCAAUUGCUCAUCGCCAGCCCUUCAGAACUUCAUGUUUCUCACACGGACUUCUCCCUAGCUUUCACAUUUUCCCACAAAAACCCUCUAAAAACGGGCUCACAUGAAAUCCACGUGUUUCUGCUCCAAAUUGCCCCCGCCAAAAAGUGUCCGACUUUUCCGAAAAACCUCCAUUCCCUUUCGCUUUUCCUCUUCCAUUUCACCCCGCGCGCCGUCCCAAUGCCAUUCCGUCUCGUGUGCGUGAAAUCACGUGAACGUGUGCGUCUCGGCCGUCGCCCGCACUCUCUCGCCCACGUGUCACUCUGUCUGCGUCGUCGCGAACUGACGCACAAUCACAUGAGCGAGACGCGAGAAAAGCGACCGUUUUUUUUUGGUUGUAUCGUUUGAAGGCGAGAUGGCAACGGGAAACUGGAGGUCUAAAGGGCGAAAAGGAAGGGGACCGGGAAAUGGAUCGUUUGGUUGCAUUCGUACUUUGAACGGUGUCUGUCCUUGAAGUGCAAAGUGUCCUGUGAGUUCACUUUUGAACGUUCUUUGGUUGAGACAGUCUGGAUGUUUACGGUUUCUGGAAGGUGGGAAGAAGAAACGGGCUUCAGGAAGUGACUACUACUUCCAAUCUCCAGUGCAUAACGAUUAGUUUAUCCGAUAAGUGAGAUGUCUGAUUUUUUCAGUUUCUGAAAGCACAUGUCAGUUCCAGGGCUGGGCAAUUGGCCGGCACGGGCGCUUUUCGUUGGCCGGCCCUUAACCUGGACUUUUGAACCACUUGCAAUAUUCCGAUCGGACCCAAACUUUGCAGGAUUGUUGGACUUGGAUUGAGAGCCAUUGGGACCAAGUUUCAGCCCGAUCGGAUCGUCGGGUCCCGAGAUAUGUAGAACAUUGGCCGAUUUUUUCCAAAAAGCCCGGGCUUCCGGCCAAUUUCGGUCAAUGAUCCACAUUUCUCGGGACCAAAUAAUCCGAUCGGGCUGAAACUUGGUCCCAAUAUGCUUCAACCCAUGUCCAAGAAGCCUGCAAAGUUUGGGUCCGAUCGGAAUAUUGCAUGUGGUUCAAAAGUCCAGGUCAAGGGCCGGCCAACGAAAAGGGUCAAGGGCCGGCCUAAUCUUCUGGAAAGUGGACCCAAAAAUAGUUCCCAAGGCAGAUAGAGCCGUUUUCCGUGAUGUCUCCCAGGAAAAAACGUACUGAAACUAUCACUUUUCGCUUACAGUUUCAUAGUGGUCCCUUUAAUCGGACACUGUCUUCGAUGUGUUAAACAAGGUUUUCGAAAAUGUGUCUAGGAAGACACUUUGGUACUUUCGAGGUUUCAAGUCCGCCCUGACUUGUUCAGUACUAACCAUUUUUCGAAAGAAUGCUUCAAACAGCAACCUUUGUGCCGAUUUCAUCACUUUCUUCUUCUUCCUCUUUCUAUUGUCUCUGUCUUUCUCUUUCUUCCGAUUAUCUGUUCAAGAUCUCCGCCGCCGCGGGUCACACUUUUUUUUUCAAAAAGUGAUGAUUGUGCAAUCGGAAGUACGUGUUUCGUCAUGUUUCUGUGUCCUCGUGACCACCGAAGAACACAAAUGAUAUUAUGCCGCCGCCGCCGCCGCAUUCGUAUAGCAUCAGAGUACAAAAUGAAGAACCAUUUCAGUUCCACUACAACUCGGACAAGGAGUUCUCGCUCGGAUCGAUCGGGAUCAAGGAGGUGAACUGCGAGCAGAUUGACAUGACCUACGUGAGUGAUAUAUGUUAAGAGGAGAAGAAAACAUCAAAUUAACGCGGGGCCCAGCCAGUUGAAGUGGUGACUGUUUGUGAACGAGCGAGAGGGGACUGGAAUCGGGACGGAACACUCGAUCACUUUUGUACUUUUUUGUAUACACUCUGAGGCAAUUCAUGAUUUUUGUAGUGAAAAUCGAUGAAAUACGAUAAUUCUCGAAAUCGCGCAUUCUUUACCGUUGUCCGACAAAAGUGGUUUCACAAAUCACACAAAUGCAAGCAUUUUGAGCGUUCGACAACUGCAAUUCACGCAGUUUUAGGCAAGCAAUUCGUUUUCGUCUAAUCAAUUGUUUAAUCGAAGCAAACAUGAGAAAUUCCCAGUUUUUCGUGACUAAAUUUGCGUUUCAAAUUUCGAUUUCUUAUGCGGCGGAGCGCGCUUGCACCAUUGUAAGUCUCACUGGGCAAACAACGAAAAAACGUUGCUUUUUCGAUUGUUGACUUCCGAUUCUCGCCGAUUCUCUGUUUUUCUCACACUUCCGGGCAUCGCGGGCGCAAAACAGCGCCCGUUCCAUGCCACGGAGAGCCACAAAUAGACGCAAACGGUGUCUGUCUCCAAGCCAGGCACUCAUAAACACGGAGACGCAGACGGGAAACGCGAGAGAGAACGCGACAAAUGUGUCUCUGCUUCACUUGCGGCUUUUUGAAGAUGAUCAGCUGACGGCCGGAAUGGGGGAGCGGAUGACUGACUGGAGCGAAAGUUUGGUGUACUUUGAGGGCGGAAAAGUGCGCGGACGUUUGGGAAAACGAUGAUUUUUGAGCGAAAGGGCAGACAAACUAGAAAACUACGCAUUUUUUGUGUAUUUUCCGAGUUGUGACAUCUUUUUGAGGGAAACAAUGAUUGGGCUUAUUCAAAGAAAUUGAGGAGUAACUUUUUGUGUUGCAGGUGCGUGUCAACUCGACAGAACUGGCGAUGUGCGUCGACGAGGACAUCCGCCAGUUCAAAUACGAGGUGGACGAAGCCACGUGCUCCGGCUCGAUCCCCAGACGGACGCCGACCGUCGGAAGCCCCACCGACACGGCGAUACCCCUCCUCUCCGCCCAAAUAGGACUGCAAUUCUACACGAAAGCGAAGCGACAGUCUAUGGGCGCCGUCGUCGGAUCGUGGCUCGGCGCGGGCAGCGGCGGAUCGGCCGACGACGGAUCCGUGUGGGAGGAGUGGAAACUGAUCCUCGACGUGUUCCGCGUCGAAUCGAUCGACGAACUGCAGAAGAUGCGGCAGCGGGUGGCCGACGACAUUGGCGAGAAGGUUCUGGACAUUUGCGAGCACGUCAACCACAACCACUACACGCCGAAAAUGCCGACGCGCAACGAGAUACCCGACAUUUUCGAGACGCGCUUCUCGGAUUGUCAGCCGUAUCUGUUCAAGAUUCGCAGACAGGCCGUUCCGCGUGAGUUUUUCCUGUUUAUAUAAUAUAAAUUAUAUUUUACGAAAAAGAAAGUGAGUAAGAUAGUAAUAAUGAUAUAAAACGCAUCUGCAUUUGUGAACGUUCUGAAGCUGUCGAUUAUGAAAAUUUAGUACCGAAAUUCGAAAUUUUCGACAAAUUCACUUUGUUGUUUUCAAACGUUUGAAAAUCCUGCUUGAAGUGCCUGUCUUUGCGGCUAAAUGUUAUUCUAAUACCAGCUUGAAACCGAUUAUCGAUUUUUCUCAAAAAUGUGCAUAUUUCAGCGAUGGCCACGAAACAAACGCUCGCGCAAGCGGCAAUGUCCCGCUGGAAGGAUAUUCUUGCCGUCUGA